This is a messenger RNA of Aspergillus japonicus CBS 114.51, 2345 nucleotides long. RefSeq names its product cation diffusion facilitator family transporter. The record is from RefSeq and is a predicted model, not a curated record. The coding region runs from base 364 to 1956 and encodes 530 amino acids. The transcript has 5 exons. NCBI's taxonomy places the organism in Eukaryota, Fungi, Ascomycota, Eurotiomycetes, Eurotiales, Aspergillaceae. Gene Ontology annotation, molecular function: monoatomic cation transmembrane transporter activity. Gene Ontology annotation, biological process: transmembrane transport; monoatomic cation transport. Gene Ontology annotation, cellular component: membrane.
UAUCUGGCAUACUUGGUCCGAUCUAAUCAGAUAAGCGACUAAGAUUUUUCCGGAGGGACCCUAGGGAUUGACGUCAUUGAGGGAGUCAUCCUUGCCUGCUCAGUCAUAUUGUACUCAGUAUCAACAGAUACUGGCAAUAGGGUCACUAUCAUCACUGAGAGAAUGCUUCGAGCAAAAUCAUGACAGCGAAUUGCCAACCCCGAUGCGGACCAGUCUGGUUCCACCAAGGUCUCUUCCCCGCCAAAGGCCAGCCACGACCAUUACAACAACCUUACCUAGCUUCUAACAACUCUCACCUAAUGCAAAAACAAUCCUGCAUACCCAACGGAAGCUGUGCUUGUCUCAGUCAAAAAAGAAACAAAGAUGGCGUCUACAGGUCGAUCAAGUACCGUUCCUCCGCCUUCAACGUCAUCUCCCGCUCAUUCAGACUCUUUCAUACGACCUAGGCAGCCGAGCCUUGACCUGGAACGCGACAUUCUAUCCACGCGUGGCCAGCGUCUAGCGGGCUUGAUACGGCGGCGCUCAUUAUCACUUUAUGACUCCGAUGGCUUUGACGAGAGCGACCGGUGGGACGAGUCAAUUGCUCCCCGGGAGCGUAUGGACCGGCCUGCCUUUGAACGCGCGCAGCGAUUGAUCGGUGACAGAAGCCCCUUUUAUCGAUGGCAAUCUUUCUACCGCCAUCCAGCCACUUUACAAGGCUUGCCGAAGCCGCUACGACAAUACUACGAACGCAACAACGACCUCAUCUCCCAAUACGUUUACAUCGACCGAUUGUUGGACUCGUCCCUGCCCCACCGCCUGAUUGUCGACUACCAUAAACCUCGUGGUUUGUUGGGACCAACUUCUGCAUAUACCAACAAUGGCAGCAGCACACGAGAGUCCGAGCCGAACACCGUUCCUGACAAUGGUCUGGACCCUAGUAGUGACACCGCUACAAUUAAACGCACCCCACGCAAUCUCUAUCGCAUCCCCAAUGAAGGCACCCCUCUUCUGUCACCACCGUUGGAGGAGAAUGUGUCAGCAGGGCAUGAUAUCAUGCACAAGCACGAAGACUAUGUGGAGAGUGGGGAUAGAAUAGUCACCAUCGCCAUCUAUGUCAACUUCAUCGCUAACAUAGUACUGCUGGCUGCCAAAAUCGUCGUCAUGUCAAUGACAAGCUCUCUCUCAGUGCUUGCCAGCUUGGUUGACGCAGCAUUGGACUUCCUCAGCACUGCCAUUGUUUGGGUGACGACCAAUCUAAUCAACCGACAGGACCGCUACCGGUAUCCUAUCAGUCGACGCCGGUUGGAGCCAUUGAGUGUUCUCGUUUUUGCAGUCGUUAUGAUGACAUCUUUCGUUCAAGUGGCACUGACAUCAUUUAGUCGAUUGCUAUCGUCAGACCACUCCGUGGUCGAGCUCACGAUACCGUCUAUCGCAGUCAUGGCCAGUACUGUGGUUAUCAAGCUGAUUUGCUGGUUUUGGUGCCGAUUGAUCAAGAACUCCAGUGUCCAGGCUCUGGCGCAAGACGCCAUGACAGAUGUAGUUUUCAACCUAGCGAGUAUUCUAUUUCCUCUGAUUGGCUCAUUCACCAAUACUUGGUUCAUCGAUCCUCUCGGCGGUUUGCUCCUCUCCUUAUAUGUUAUCUGGAAUUGGAGUGGCACGGCCAGCGAGCACAUCGGCCACCUUACCGGCGCCGCUGCAUCCCCGAAAGAUCACAGCAUUUUUCUUUAUAUGACCAUGCGCUUCUCCAAGGCCAUCCUGAAGAUCCAGGAUCUGAAAGCAUAUUACGCCGGUGACAAGCUUAAUGUUGAGAUUGAUAUCGUGCUCGAGCCCAAAACGAGAUUGCAGGAUAGCCACGACGUGGGGGAGAGCCUGCAGUACAUGAUUGAGAGCGUUCCGACCGUGGAUCGCGCUUUCGUUCAUCUGGAUUAUGACCCUUGGAACAUCCCCAGUCAUAUGAACCAGCAAGAGGCAUAGAUACCUGUUUGGGAUCAGUUGUAAACAACCCGACCGACGUGUUCUAUUGUAUAGACAGAUAUGACUGUAUCAAGUAUUUAUCUAUUGGAGUUGUCGAAAAGUGGAAUCGAGUAGGAGUAUACUGUUAAUUCGCGCUGCAGAUGACCUGUCAGAUUCCGCCCAUCAGAUAAGGAUGGAUGAUAAUCAAGGGGGCGGAUGGAUGCCCUUGGACAAUCGCAGCGAGUCGCACAAGAGACAAAAGUCAAGGGAUGAGGGGCUGACAUGCCGAUGAUCAGCGCCAUCUGAAUGCUGUCAAUUUGUUCAAUAGCGCGCAACAGACGCAGGGUCCCGUGAUGUUCCAACCAUGCCUAUUGUAGAAUGUUGAUUGUUAUCCACGAUCGCGUGGUGAU